CACUUCAUUCCUUUGGCCACACCAAUUAUUUCACAAUAUGGGUGUGUUUAAUAUCUUCGGAAAAGGUCAGGAGUUUGACCCUAAGCAAUUCGAGAAAGACUUGACUGCCAUUGUGGAAAAAAUUACCAGUACUAACCAACAAAUAUCGGGGCUACGGUCUAGAGACAAGUCUAUUAAACGAGCGCUAAUUCAAUACUUGACUAUCUUGUAUGUGCUUGUAUGCACCUACACUUACACCAGAAUACCCUAUAAUACCGUAGGACGGAACAUCAUAGCGAGGUUUAUUAGCGGACAAACCCCAAACCAAUUGUUGGUAACGGUGGCGUAUCCUGUGGUGGCAAUAUUUUUUGUCAAAUUAAUUCACUAUUGCUUCCAAUGGUUAAUAAAUGGGAGAACACGCAAAUUGGAAGCACUUAAGAAGAAACAUAAGGAUAAGAUUGAGGAAUUAAAGAAAAUCUCUAAUUUUAACACAACUAGUGAAUUGAUUAACAAAUACGACAAACCAACACAGCCACAGCAACAACCGCAGCAUCCACAAGCUCAACAACAGCUGCAAAAGAGCGAAAAAGCUCAGCCUAGCCGCAAUACAAGGCCAAUGUCACCACUUGAGAAGCAAGCUUUAAAGGAAUUAAAUCUCAAACAAGCACCACCUUCUUUGGAUCAGUUGCAACCGCCAAAGAGAAACUUACAAGAUAGACUAUUGGAUAUACUUAUAGGAUCAGACAAUAAUGAGUCAAUUGAGAAUAGGUAUGCAUUGAUUUGCUAUAAUUGCUAUACCCAUAACGGAUUGGCUCCUCCAAAUACAACCGAUCCUAUCCUUGUCAAGUACCAAUGUUGGAAAUGUGGGGUCAUGAAUGGACAGGACAUGCUUCUCCAUGAAAUGAGCAAGCUAGACCAACAAAAGAGUAAAGAAGAUCUACCAGAAGCGCAAGAGGAGAAGGAGGAGGAGGGGGAGGAUGAUGAUGAUGCUAAUGAGGACGACUCUAAAACUGCUACAACUCCAGAGUCGCUGGUUGAAUCUAAAGAGGAAAUACCAGCCGAGUCAAAUUGAUUGCUAGUUUGUGUAUAGUUUGUAAAUUUAAAUAAAUGUUCGGGUUAUC
Messenger RNA from Spathaspora passalidarum NRRL Y-27907, 1100 nucleotides. RefSeq lists its product as uncharacterized. Gene Ontology annotation, cellular component: endoplasmic reticulum tubular network. Gene Ontology annotation, biological process: endoplasmic reticulum tubular network organization. NCBI's taxonomy places the organism in Eukaryota, Fungi, Ascomycota, Pichiomycetes, Serinales, Debaryomycetaceae. Bases 38 to 1051 code for a protein of 337 amino acids. The record is from RefSeq and is a predicted model, not a curated record. The transcript has a single exon.